Eublepharis macularius is the source of this 1053-nucleotide messenger RNA. Its product is annotated as transcription initiation factor TFIID subunit 4-like. Lineage: Eukaryota; Metazoa; Chordata; Lepidosauria; Squamata; Eublepharidae. The transcript has a single exon. The record is from RefSeq and is a predicted model, not a curated record. Bases 1 to 1053 code for a protein of 350 amino acids.
AUGCCGCGGCGCGGGGCCGCCUCGCCAUGGUGCGGCCGUGCGUGGGGCUCCGUGGGCAGCGGGGCGAGGGCGGCCUCGCAGAGGGAGCAGGAGCCGCUGACCGGGCAGGAGAGCCUCAGGGCUGCGCAGGACUGGAAGGGCCCCCGAGCGCCGCCGCCGCCGCCGCCGCGAUCUCCCGCUCCGGCUUGCAGGAGCUGCGGCCGCUGCCGGAGGCGCUCCCGGCCCUCCGCCCGCGCGCAGGCCCUGAUCCGCCCCGAGCGGCGGCGUCUCCCUGCCCGAGGGCCGGUCCUCAGCCGCCCGCCUCUGCGGAGCGCCCGAGCCGGCCCGGCCUCCCCGCACGCACCGCCCGGCGCACUCCUCCGCCGGCUGCGGCCGGGGGAGCUUGGCCGGGGCCGCAGCCCGCGGGGAGGAGCCCAGCAGCGGCUGGCCGGUCAGCCUCGGCCCCGGGGGCGGGCUGUGCAAAGCGCGCCGGAGACGUCCCGCGGCGAGCGCGGCAGCCCCGAAGCUGCACGCCGCGCCUCUUCCUCCACUCCCGCCGGAGCCCGCGGACUGUCGCUCUGCAUUGGCCCCACCGGGCAGCAGCUCCCGGCCGGACUGCCCUUCCGCCCAGCGGCGCUGCCGUGCAGCCGUCCCCCGCGACGGCGCUCGCCCCGCGCGGCCCCGUCUGCUCCACGGCUCCUCGUCCCGCGGCCGCGUUUCCAAGGGCGCCAGGCGGCUGACAGGCACCCGGGCGGAGGGGGGGGCGCGUUUGGGGGUUGUCUCCGAAGCCUUUCCCAGGCCGGCUGCCUCUCUGCAAAACACCCCCCGAGGCGGGGGGGGGGGCAGAGCGGGGAGGGGCCCUGUCGGGCCAGUGCAGAGAUGGCACCUGUGAGCACCCAGGAGCCAGGCCUCUCCGCUGCACUCGCCCAGACCCCAAAAGAGGGUGCUUCUGCAGGCCUCAGGCAACCCAAAGGCUUGCCUGAGGAGCAGGAGGCAGGCAGCAGGCAGGGGCCACCGCCACACACACCCCGCAGCAGAAGGGUGCCUUUGCCACCCAUGGAGGGCAGCUGCUGA